Falco peregrinus (peregrine falcon) is the source of this 5856-nucleotide messenger RNA. RefSeq names its product tubulin alpha-4 chain. The record is from RefSeq and is a predicted model, not a curated record. Gene Ontology annotation, cellular component: cytoplasm; microtubule. Lineage: Eukaryota; Metazoa; Chordata; Aves; Falconiformes; Falconidae. Gene Ontology annotation, molecular function: GTP binding; structural constituent of cytoskeleton. The transcript has 6 exons. Gene Ontology annotation, biological process: microtubule cytoskeleton organization; mitotic cell cycle. Bases 2011 to 3399 code for a protein of 462 amino acids.
AGUUCUGCUUUCUCAUUUUGCCAUCUUCUUGCUAGAUGCAAAAAACUUGUAUUGGCCCAUAUUGUAAGCAGCUGAAAGGCUGAACAGUUGUUUAUUAUCAGAUGAACAGUGGUCACAAAAAUAAGGAAUGGCUGGCAGAAAGAUGAGGUUUGGUGUCUUAGCACCGGGAGGCAAGAAGAUAAUCCUGUGUACCUUGUCUACAGGUGAUCGGAUAGUCAAGUGGAAUUCCUUGCCAUUCAACCUGUUCCCAACUCAUUUCAGUCAGUGGAAUUUAGGCAAGUUAACUCCAUGUCCACGAUUCAUCUAUAGUCACCUUUGUCAAAAAGACACCAUUUUAAAAUGAUGUCACCUUUUGAAUGUGUAAAUGAAGAAAUUUUGAAAUGGUUAAUGAUCUUUUAAAUGAGUUACCAGUAGCAUAUUCAUCAGUUGUCAGUUUUAAGAAAGGAAACCUGUUAUUUGUAAAGACACUCCAUAUGUGUUAAAAUUCUGGUUAGUAAUACCAGUUAUAAAUUUUCUUUUUUUAAAAAAUGCCUAAGGUUUAGCUUGCAGAAUUAACUGGGAAGACUUGCUUAAGAGCAGACUUGAGGGCUGGGUCCUCUCUGUAGGUGAAUGCACGCAAAGCUGGCUGCUGGUGUAACGGGUGAGUGGGUGGACUGAGACAGUUGCCUGGGAGAGAUUAUGAUCUCUCCUGCCUAGUUGUGAUGCUGUGGAGCCCCUGCCAGUGAGGUGUGGAUGCCCUGCCACCUUGCACCAGUCUGCUUAGACAACAGAAACAUCAGUAACCAGAGCUGCCACUACCAACCAAGAAGGGAAGCACACAGGAGAAGCCAUGGUAAAGAAAAGAAUUGGGUUAUUUUAUGAGGCAAUGAGCAAUGAAUUUGGCCUUGUAUCCCCCCUACUCUGAUCAAGAUCUGAGUGAAGGCAGGGAGGUUGAUGUGACUUUUUUUGUUUUAUUUUGGAGGCAACAAAUACUGCUCACAGUAUACAAACUAUUGUAUUAGCUUCUUGGUAAACAAAUCUAGAGUCCAAGAUGUACAGCUACAUUUAUGUUAAUAAAUUUAUUAUAAGGGAAGUCAUAUGCAGCAAAAGAAGGACGGAGUUGGAGCUUUUUUUUCUUUUUGAGUAGAAACUUCUCUGGAUGUACUUUGAAUACAGUAUUUUAACCCUGUAUUAAUGGCCUUUUCCUACUAGCUUGUGAGUAGUGAAAUUGGUAGCAAAGAAAUGGGGACAAUUCCCUAGAUACUCUGUAAGACUGGGUGGAAUCAUCUGCCAAAAGAUUCAUAUUUAAAUAUACCAUGUCCAAUAAGAGUGUUUUUGAGAGAACCCAUUACAUCAGAGGUCCUCAAACUUUUUAACCAGGGGGCCGGCGCGCGGAUGCAGUGGCAGGCAGUCAUCUGCAGCUGCUUGGUUUCCCCCCCAACCCCCGGCGGGGGGGUCUGUAAAUACCGGGGGCCGGAUUGAGGACCCUGGGGGGCCGUAUCCAGCCUGCGGGCUAUAGUUUGAGGACCCCUGCAUUACAUUCACGGUACUGGGGAGUCUGCAUAGCAAUCUACAGGAGACAUGCUUAUUUUUCUUUUAAAAUAUAUCGUAUUUUGUGUUUCAGAUUUCUGUUAUUAAACUAUGUGCAUGACACAGUAAUAAACAAUUUAGAAACUGGUUAUUGACUGAGCAGCCAUGAUUACAGAAGUGUAUGUAUGAGAAGGAUUUCUCAGGAAGUUACUUUAGUCUAACAUGUAAAGGAGUACCAAGUCCUCUUGAGUAUCAAGUUAACUGUUCACAAAUUGAAUUCAAAGUACCCAGGGAAUGGACCAAAACAACUAGCAGCUGAAAUUAAUUGAGCGUGAGUGCAUCUCUCUUCACAUUGGCCAAAGUGGAGUUCAAAUCGGCAACGCAUGUUGGGAACUCUUCUGUCUGGAGCACGGCAUUCAGCCAAAUGGCACCUUCGUCAACCAACCCAGCAAUGAUGACUCUUUAGCCACAUUCUUCAGAGAGACAAGCUCUAGCAGAUACAUGCCCCGGGCUGUUAUGGUGGACUUGGAACAAACUGUAAUAGAUGAAGUGAGGGCUGGCACCUUCCGGGAGCUUUUUCAUCCAGAACAACUGAUCACUGGGAAGGAAGAUGCAGCUAAUAACUAUGCACGUGGCCACUACACCAUUGGCAAAGACAAAAUUGACCUGGCAUUAGAUCGUAUCCGCAAGCUGGCUGAUGCCUGUUCUGGGCUGCAAGGAUUCCUGAUCUUCCACAGCUUUGGUGGGGGUACUGGCUCUGGCUUUACCUCCUUGCUGAUGGAACGCCUCUCCGUGGAUUACGGGAAGAAGUCCAAACUGGAGUUUGCCAUCUACCCAGCCCCUCAGGUCUCCACCGCUGUGGUGGAGCCCUACAAUUCCAUCCUGACCACACACACCACCCUGGAGCACUCGGACUGCGCAUUCAUGGUGGAUAAUGAGGCCAUCUAUGACAUCUGCCGCCGAAAUCUGGACAUUGAGCGCCCCACUUACACUAACCUUAACCGCCUCAUCAGCCAGAUUGUCUCCUCCAUCACUGCCUCGCUGCGCUUUGAUGGUGCCCUCAAUGUGGAUCUGACAGAGUUCCAGACAAACCUGGUACCCUACCCGCGCAUCCACUUCCCCUUAGUGACCUACGCUCCCAUCAUCUCCUGCGACAGAGCAUAUCAUGAGCAGCUCUCGGUGGCUGAAAUCACCAGCUCCUGCUUUGAGCCCAACAACCAGAUGGUGAAGUGUGACCCGAGACACGGGAAGUACAUGGCCUGCUGCAUGCUCUACCGUGGUGACGUAGUUCCCAAAGAUGUCAACGUAGCAAUUGCUGCCAUCAAGACCAAAAGAACUAUCCAGUUUGUUGACUGGUGUCCAACGGGCUUCAAGGUUGGGAUCAACUAUCAGCCUCCUAGAGUUACACCAGGAGGCGAGCUAGCCCAGGCUGAGCGAGCAGUCUGCAUGCUGAGCAACACCACAGCCAUUGCAGAGGCUUGGGCAAAGCUCGACCACAAGUUUGAUCUGAUGUAUGCCAAGAGAGCUUUUGUGCACUGGUAUGUGGGUGAAGGCAUGGAGGAGGGAGAAUUUGCAGAGGCCCGAGAGGACCUGGCUGCCCUGGAGAAGGACUAUGAAGAAGCAGGAACUGACUCAUUUGAAGAAGAAAAUGAGUUGAAUGCCAGCAUCAAGCAAGAUGGCUUUCUGAGAAUCCAGGUCCAAGACAUAUCUGCCUCAUGUCUCUAUGAAGUAGAGCCCAGAGGCCAACUCUGGAGUCCACAAAACUCACCGGUACCUGGGAGCACAGUUCCACACGGCGCUUUCAGGUUACCCUCUGUAUCUAGGCUGAGGGUUUUCUGUCCAAGCACUCCACAACACAGGUGGACAGAGCAACAUAAGGAAGCCUCAUGAAAAACAGUGUGCCCAAGUCUUCCUCAGAAUUUUUAUAUCUGUGUCUGGCCUUCACCCCAGACCAGCACGUAUCUCCAGCACUUGAGUUCAUGGGCUAUCUCAAGACAGAGCAGGUCAAGCACUCUCUUUGGUCUAAAGCAGAUUUGCAAAGGCCUUUUUCUUAGCUGUGCAUGUGUGAGAAAGGGAAAAAUAGUAACCUGGGUCAUCCCAACAUUCUUCAAUUGAUUCUAGGGAGAAGGGACACCACUCAAGACUCUGUCACUCCCUGCUCCCUGGAAGUUUUUGACUGGUGAGGUUCUGUUCAGUGUGGCAACCCAAAAUUGGUGAGUCUAUGGGUCCUGGGACAGUUGAGUUUGAGUGGGGUGGAGAGAGGAAUGAUUAACACUGACUCCCAAAAGUGCUCUCACUGCCUGUUUCAGAAGAGAGGAGGCAGGCAAUGGAAGAGCAGAGAAAAGGCAGCAAUGGACUAAGCUGCAAAUACAGACCUCUUUUAGGUUUUGUAGCUGUUGGAUCUGACAUGUUGACUCAAAGAGUACCUAAGAGGAUUUGGGUGGUAGAUUGCUCGAAGUAUUUGCUGUGAGACUUUUUCCUGAGGUGAUUCUCUGCACAGAGCUUCACAUUUGGCGAAGCCACAAGCAUUAACAUUUCAGAUUUUCUGGAGUGCCAGAGCUUGGCUGGAAUGUUACCCAUUCCAUUGGAAGAAGAACACUAGAACAACCUAUUUGUGUCUCAAAGCAAUGAUCUGAUAGUUUUCCAGAGAAGUAUGGGACUCAGCUUAAACAAAUCAACAGAUAGAAAUUAUCAUGGGAGUUCUUCCUCUGUAAAAAAUAUUUGUGGCUCCAGAAAUCUCUAGCUUUUCCCAGCCAAAAUCAGAGUAGUGAUUUGCAGGUUUAUGUAAAGAUCAGCAAAAUGAAGACUAUACCAAAGUAAAUGUGAGUUUAUAAAAAACAGUAUGAACUAUUUCACACUGUUAAAAUGUAGGCGUUAGUUAGAGAAGAUACUUAGAUUCUGGCUGCCAACAGUGGCAGAACGAUCUAUUAAUACCAUCAUGUCAAAGUAGAUUAACCUAAAUUUUAGGAAUUGUGUAUUUCAAUUUCUACUGAUUAAACAUAAUAAUAAUCAGUAUGUUUAUAAAGUCAGAGGACACAUAAUACUCAUAUUCAAGCAAUUAAGCAUGCCAUCCUCCUUGUUAUCUAGGAGUUGCAAACACGAGGAAUUCUCCACUGAGAGAAGCUGCUGCUUUCCAAUGCUGAGCUAGUGCAGAAGGAGGAAACAAUACAGCGGUGGAGGCGUCUUCCCUAAUUUGGUGUGGGAACGUUUGUGUGAUGCCUCCAGCUAUGUCUUGCAAUAAGCACUGCAAUAGAAUCAAAUUUCUUUCUCUGUUUGGACAGAUGAGAUAGAGUCUGUACUGAAUGCUGUCCCAUGCUGCUGGCAGCCCAGAUGACUGUACAUGGAAAGAGAAGCAAUAGAAGUAAAUUGAAACAUUAAUAGAGAGGCAGCUGGAGUAAGGACAGAAAGAAGUCAGGCCAGCCUUUAAGAACACUGGUAGAGCACACUUCACAAUGGUAAUUAUAUUUACUUUCCAGUUCUCUAUUUUUGUUUCUUCCUCUGUCCUUCUGUUUUCCAUUCAUUUGCAUUCUUAUGUCUUCCUGUGCUUCUGUAUUGGAAUUUAGGAGUGGCUUUUGUCUACACAUGCACAGAUUGGCAGAACAGGGAACUGGGAUGGGUUGUGUUCUGUAGGUGAUAGAUAUGUGUAAUACUCAGGUGUUAGAAAGUAUAGUGUACGGCAUGUUACAUGGCCACACUGAGAUUUAAUAAGCAUGCAAAACCAGGAGGGACUAAAUGUGAAAUCUGCAAAAUACCUGAGCCCUGCUUGUCUGGAUGAAUUUGCAUACAUGGGGUGGCGGGGAGGGCAGGAGGCAGCGAUGUGGCAGGCAGAGCUGCGGAGUCGGUGACCUAUUCCCCACCGCGUUGUGACACUGAAGCACAGCAGCAGGUGCAGGGUGCUGGGCCCGGGCUGCCAUCUACCCUGCAGCCCAGAGCUGGUUCCUGCAAAGACCUGCCACCGCUGAUCCGAAAGGGAAGGAAGCACCACUGGAGACACCAUGGUAAGGGGGAUGUGGGAACACCAGUCAUCCGGGGACCAGGAGAACCGCGGGUGAGGGAAGGCAGGGGGAUCUGCUGCUGUUGUCAGCAGUUUGUGCCAGAAAACCCUGAUCUCACACACCAAUUGCUACGUAAGAGGAUGGGAAAAGAGUGCCAGAAGAUCUCACUGGAGCUGUAAGGCAUGGUGAACCAACGUUUUCUUCAGAGUCUCUAAUUGGUGGAAUUAUAAGAUAAAUUAAACCUGGAGCCUUAGCUUUUUCAUAUUUUCUGUUGUGACUGUAUUUUCUCAACACAGGUUCAUUUUCAAGUGAGAUAAUAUUUUUUUAAGAAAUAAAACAGAAGUUACCUUUG